CAUAGUGGACUUUUUUGGGGGGGCAUGAGUUGCAAUUGUCUUCAUGCGUAAGUAUUAAUAUCAGGUUUUCAUUUAACUAAUGCGUAAACGGAUGCGUGGAUUUUAGUGAUUUGUCAUAAGAUAACGUUAGCGGACACACAGACAAGCUGGUAGUGUUUAUGUGUGUGUCACCGGAUGCGGUAAUACGUCUUGUUUGUGAUAUUAGUCACUUUUUAAAGUAGUUGAACGGUUAUUAGCAGCAAACUAGCUCGCACGGCUAGCAACGUAUUUAGGGCUUUGGAGUUCCAAUAGUAGUUUAGCAUUUCUUUAAGCCCCACCCACCCUUCAUUUCUAUUGGCUGGGAAUAUCUGGAGUCAUGUGUCGUUGGCUCGUUUGAGCUCUGUGAUUGGCUGCUCGAUGUGUCAGCCAUCUUUUCACCACUUGUUGCUAGGGAGAUUGUUUGAUGCUAGUAGACGGGUACCUGUCACUUUUCUACGGUGAACAGAAAAGCAAGUUAUCUUACAAUUAAAGACAUAUUUUGUGUAAGAAGGUGAUUAUACGUGUGUGAUAGAAGCAGCCGGGUGUCAAAACACACAAGGUAGCUAACGGUUAACGUCAUAAGGACGAAGAUAGGAGGAGGGAGGGACCCUGCCUGCCGCCUGCCGUUGAGCUAGCCACCCAGCCAGCCUCGACUCCCUCAUUCACCUUCAGCAGCACCCACAAGAAGUAGUUGUCCUGUCAAGGGUGGGGUGAAGCCUAUAGCAGGGUGUUCAUCAUCUCUCCUGCGAGCCGACAUCACUUCUCUCUAGUCUGGGGAGGAUGGAGGAGUGGCUGCAGUGGGCUAGCAAGUCCUGAUUUUCUCUCCAUAAACAUGUGCUUAAUGCAAAUGUUAGGAACUGGAAGACGAGAACCUUAUGAAGAACAAAGCUUUGAACACAAACUGGACUCUCUCAGAAGUGGAAACCCCAGCUUGGAUCUUAAACAUCUUUAAAACUUGUUUGCUGAAGACCCUUCCCCCUGACUAUCUUAAACUGUUUUUCAUGUGUUUAUCUCAGUCCUGUACAGAAGUAUUGAUCCAAGCUAGUUGGCCCCGUUUUUGUUUUUAUUUUUUACUUUCACCUUUUGUUCCUUUGUAAAGAAAUGCUUUACCUGAAAAAGUACUUCACAGAGGGCCUGAUUCAGUUCACCAUCCUUCUGAGUCUCAUUGGGGUGCGGGUGGACGUUGACACCUAUCUAAGCAAUCAGCUGCCCCCACUGAGAGAGAUCAUCCUGGGCCCUAGCUCAGCCUACACCCAGACACAGUUUCACAACCUGCGCAACACGCUGGACGGCUAUGGCAUCCAUCCAAAGAGUGUGGACCUGGACCAUUUCUUCACCACUCGGCGGCUGCUGAACCAGGUGCGACAGCUGGAUCGCCUCUCUGUGCCCAGUACCGAGCUCAACACCUGGCUAGUGCAUCGUGACUCUGAGACUGUGGUGUCCGCCAGCAGCCAGUCCAGCCCCAGCAUCACCCUGGACAAUGGGGCCGGCCUAGAGGACGUUAACAACCCUGACGCUACCCCGGCCAUGAGGGGAGGAAGUGGAGCAUCUGAAUCCACGUACAACCUGAACGCAGCGGACGGCAGCCUGGGAGCCGUGGCCCCAGAGGGCAACCAGGAGCAAGAAAGCAGGGAUGGCAACGACGACCUCACCAAAGAGGACAUUGACUUGAUUGACAUCCUAUGGCGACAGGACAUCGACCUUGGUGCAGGAAGAGAAGUGUUCAACUACAGCAACCGUCAGAAGGAGAGUGAGGAGGAGAAGCCCAACCCACCAGAGAACAAAGACGGGAAUGAGGAACAAGAGAGCUGGAGAAAUGGAGUGAAUUUACAAGGAGCUCAGCCAGUGGACGGAGAGACUGGAGAGAGCAUUCCAGAGCAGCUCCCAGGACUUGGCUCACAGACGUCACUGUCUCUACAGGAAUGCUUACGGCUGUUAGAGGCCACUUUCCCUUUUGGAGAAGAAUCCGAGUUUCCAGCCCCGGUCGUCACUCCAGAAAUAUCAGCUUCCACUGAAGAAGUUCCUUCUACAUCUCAGGGCCUCCCAGUGGCUCCACAGCUGCCCCCAGCAGAACCACAGUUAGACCUGGAGCAGCAGUGGCAAGACAUCAUGGCCAUCAUGGAGCUACAAGCAAUGGAAGUGAACAGCACCAACUCCAGCAGCGGCAGCGACACAAGCGGGACAACCGAGUCAAACCCGGUGGGAAACUUUGAACUUUCUACUCGCUCCACACCGAUAAACCAGGAUGUCAGCCUUCACCAGGCCUCCCUCCCCAGCUGCAGCCAAGACUUCCCCCAGAUUUUCAACACCCAGUUAGACUCUGGCAGCAUCACCCCGAGAACCACCAUGCUCAGAGUGUCCUCCAGCAACUCCACCAACAUCAACUCCACGUUCGGAGCCACUAACCUGACCGGGAUCUUUCUCCCACCACACAUCAACAGUUCCAGUAACAACGUCACAUCCACACCUAUCCUACCAGAUCCGUUCAGCACCCUGCUGGAGGAGUCCAUGCUCGACGAGAUCAGCUUGCUGGACCUCGCCAUGGAGGAGGGCUUCAGCCAGGCUCAGGCUUCCCAGUUGGAGGACGAGCUCGACUCAGAUUCCGGUCUUUCCCUGGACUCCAGCCACAGCCCGGCUUCCCCGAGCAGCUCCGAGACGUCCUGCUCCUCCGCAGCUUCUUCCUCUUCAACCUCUGCCACGUUCUCAGAGGAGGGAGCUGUGGGGUACAGCACUGACUCUGAGGUGGCCACUGUGGAGCCAGAGGAAGGCGCUGUUGGCGGUUACCAGCCCGGGUACAGCAAGCUCUGCCGUAUGAGCUAUCAGGACCCCUCCCAGUUCCACAGCCUCCCUCAGCUCGACAGCAUCAGCCACAAUCACACCUAUAACCUGCCGCUGUCCUCCGCGUUCUCAGAGCACCCGGAGCUCCCCAUUUCAACCGGCAAGAAGACUGUCCGGGACAAACAGAGCUCAAAGCUUCAGCCUCCUCAGGACUUACUCGACAAGCACUCGAGUCGCGAUGAACGCCGAGCCCGGGCCAUGAAGAUCCCCUUCUCCAACGAGAAGAUCAUCAACCUGCCCGUGGAGGAGUUCAACGAGCUCCUAGCCAAGCACCACCUUAGCGAACCCCAGCUAGCACUCAUCCGCGACAUCCGCAGGCGCGGCAAGAACAAGAUGGCGGCCCAGAACUGCCGCAAGCGCAAGCUGGACACCAUCAUAAACCUGGAGCAGGGCGUCCAAGACCUGAGGCGUGACAAGGCCCGUCUACUGAAGGAGAAGAUGGAGUUCAUCCGUUCCAUCCGGCAGAUGAAGCAGAAGAUGCAGAGUCUGUACCAAGAGGUGUUCACACAGCUACGGGACGAGGAGGGCCGGCCCUACCCGCCCAGCGAGUACUCGCUCCAGUACAGCGCCGACGGCAGCGUGCUGAUCAUGCCCCGAGGCAUGACAACUGCAGAGCAGAAUCGUAAGCCCGAGAAAAAACAAAAAGACAAAAAGAAGUGAGGGGGGGCAAACUGCUGUUUAUUCUUUCACUUUGCUAAAUCAAUAAGAAAGAUUUCUGCAGAUGCAAGAGAGAUGUCCUUUUUUCCUUUAAGAAGAUUCUGGUGAGUAGAAAAAUGGCAUUGUUGGCUACUCUUCCUGCAUUCGUUUUUCCCUUUUCAUUCUGUUCCUACGUUUUUUUUUUUCCCCCCCUGGAAACAACUUUUGAAGCAGAAGUAGCUCCUCGUGUGAGUACUGAUAUUUCAUUAUUUAGAAGGGGGGAAAACAAGCAAGGAGAAGAGGGGGAGAUAUAAAAGGACAUAAAAUGAGCUAUUAGAAAAAUGUUAGCUGCUCUUGAUCCUUUUGCACCAAAACCACAGAGGAUGGAGAAGAUUUGUCGGUUGUGUAAGGGGUUAAAAAAAUAAAAGAAAAAGAAGGGGACUGGUGUCAAGAAAAGUGGGAGUAAAAAAAAAACAAACACUGUCAACAAGGAUGGUUGGAAUACCUAUGCACCGAAGGUUUUAAAGGACUACCAGAUCACAUCCCACCCUGGAGACUUUUAGUGAUUGUCAGAAGUCACUGAGGCUUUUAAGUUCUUCAGGCAGCAUCUAUGGUUGUGAGACUUUAGAUACCAAAGGCUAAAGGAAAGUCCAUCUUUUUAGGAUGCCAUUAACACCUGUACUAACCAAAGGUUGUAUUUGGUGCAUCAUCAUUUGAUCUGUAUACAUCUUUAAAAAAACAAAACAAACAAAAAAACAACAACGCUCAAACAAACACUGCACUCUAAUUCUGUAGGUUUUGUUAUCGACAGUUAUUCGAGUCAGUCUGUCGGCGGCGUCUGAGUUUUAGAAGGCCCUAAAGAGAAAACGGAGGUUGCGGGAAGUAGGAUGUUGAGACAAGAAGGAGUCGGAGGCGGAGAGAGAGAGAGAUAAAUAGAGAGAUAAAUAGAGAGAGAGCGAGAGAGAGCACGGGUGUGUGUUCCCGGGCUGGCCACUGCUAAAAGAGGCCCUGAAAGGUUGGAAGUCCUGCGAGAGGAGCAGAUGGAUGUUAUUUUUUAUUUUAUUUUAUUUUAUUUUUUUUUUAGGGAAGAGGCACACUGCAUUGCAAAAUGUAUCAACUUCCUUAUAAAUUAUACAUAGCACUGUAAUUUGUCUUUAAAAGGCUUGGCUAUAUGCAUUUUGCCGUGUCUGUCGCUAUUCCUUCGCUGCAGGUUUAAAUAACGGGAGCUGCGUUUAGGGAAGGCUCUUAUUAACUGUUCAUAAUCUGUAGUAUAAAGGUUAUAGGUCUAGCCACAUCAGCUUUAUGUAGAAGUCUACACCUUCUGUUUUGAAUUUUUUUUUUUUUUUUUUUUUUUUUUUGGAGAAACUUUUGAGCAGAGCCUGUAAAUCACAAGAGGAGAAUUCAAGAUAAGUGUGAUGAUGGGCCGGGAGCUUCAGGAGGAGAGAGAGAGAUUACUGUGAUCAAACCCACCAGGCUUGUCACAGAUCAAAGUUAUUGAUCAUAUCUUGUUUUUCUUCUUCCUCUUGGGUGCCCCGUUUUUGUUUUUUUUUGUUUUGUUUGUUUCAACAUUAACUUGAAGCAGGCUCGGCUGUCGCUGUGGUGUAGCGAUUUCCCUUCUUAAGUAACUCAAUUUGCCAACGUUACCCAACUUUUUUUUUUUUUUUUUUUAAUUGUUUUUUUUAACUGCUGUAAAAGCCGAGCUGUUGGCUUAAAUAUUACGAGUCCUAUGUUCAAAGUUUUUUGUGUUGAUGACAAAGUGAGCCAAGUUGUUAAAUGAGAAAUGUUUAAAAAAGAAAAGAAAAAAAAAAAAAGGUACUUUUGAAUGUGUGAAACGACUGUGUGUGUUGUGGCCACUUUGACUCAAAUGCCUUUAUUUUCCACACAAUCUCGUUAUCUUUCACUUUAAAAAGGUUUUGAGAACUGAAGGAAAAAAAAAACUGUUCUCAAAGUAGAAGUGCUAUUAUCUAUUUGAAUGAAGUUCGUCAGUACAUGUACUACAUCACCCUUUUAAAAAAAUAAAUAAAUAAAAAUGAAAAAAAAAAAAUAGGUCAAUUGUUGCAGCUGAGAUAGCACUUAAUAGGCUCGAAUAUUUACAAGAGGCUGAACAGAACUCAACACAUUAAGAUGAUGUCCAAAAAUAGUUUUUGAAAGGAGAAAUGUCCUCAUUAAAUGUGAUAUUCAGGCAUGAAACUGGUUAACAUUCACCUCAGUGUAACCCAGUGCAACACCGACUAUUUAGUACUGCUACUACUUAGUGCACUUUUCUUUCUUUCUUUUUUUUUUUUGUCUGUCUUGUUAUGUAAAUAUUUCCAUGUUUGUGUUUGUUAUGAUUUAUGUAGUUUGUCAAAUGUCUCCAUAACAGUCUCACCCUCUGCUUUUGAGUUUGGAUGUAGUUCCCUCUGUUUUGAGAUAUUUGCUGGCAAUCAAGAAUUGUUUUUAUUGAUUAAUAAAGUGUUUUUAUUUUCA
Messenger RNA from Thunnus maccoyii (southern bluefin tuna), 5958 nucleotides. It is a transcript of the gene nfe2l1b, whose product is annotated as nuclear factor, erythroid 2-like 1b. The transcript is spliced from 6 exons. Gene Ontology annotation, cellular component: nucleus. Gene Ontology annotation, molecular function: RNA polymerase II cis-regulatory region sequence-specific DNA binding; DNA-binding transcription factor activity, RNA polymerase II-specific. NCBI's taxonomy places the organism in Eukaryota, Metazoa, Chordata, Actinopteri, Scombriformes, Scombridae. The record is from RefSeq and is a predicted model, not a curated record. Bases 1120 to 3516 code for a protein of 798 amino acids. Gene Ontology annotation, biological process: regulation of transcription by RNA polymerase II.